GGGUAGGACAGAGAUUCUGAACAUCAAACUCGUAUUUUUUUAUUUUUUUUUAUGUUAGUCUAAUUUCUAGUCCCUUGAAUUGGGAAAAAGGGUAUAUAUGCAUGCCAGUUAUAAUGCCAGUUAUAAUAAUGCAACAUGAUACUUUGAGUUCUUAAUUUUGUAAGCAAUAAAAUCAUACACAAAAUACACAAGUACUACAACUAUACUAGGCAACAUAAUAUUCUUCACAACAUUGAGAGCCUCAUCUCGUCGCGUCUCGACCGCAAGAAGACUAGUCCGUAGUCGACCUAUCGCUAGCGCGUCCCUCGAUCGUCAAGACAACGCAGGUUGCAGACAGUUGUUGGAUCUGACUUGCCUGAAUUCCAUAACAGCUGGCGAUAACCACAAUCAUCAGGAAUUCUUUUGUUUUUUACCAUGUCUUGCAACGCCUUACGCAUCAUCGUAGAUUUGAACAUUGAAGCAGUGACCUGUCCCGGUGUGGUCCUGAAAGACCGUCAGGAUGUAUACCUGAGUGUGUGUAUGCUGGGAUUCCAGAAGAGGACUUUGUGUCUCCCUCCAUUCUUCCCGCUCCUGUUCCAUCAGAAGUUCAGAUUUGAAAGGACCUAUGCAAACUGUGGUGACCCGGCACACUUGGCCCACGUUCUUCAGUUUGAGGAUGUCUUGAUUGAACUGAUUCAACUAGACGAAGAUUUCAAUCAAGAUGGGACGGUUCUGGCCUUUUACCAGCUCUCAACCAGAGAUUUCCUCUAUCCAGAGGACUCGAUGCUCCCCCGCUACGCCGAGUCCGAUCGGGAGGUGCUCAUGAACAAGAAGAUUUGGUUUACGGGCCUUUCACCGAAGCUGGAGUUUUCAUGUAAGACCACCAUCCAAGACACGGGCACUCCAGCCUUAGAUUAUUACAGAGAUCGCGUGGCCGAGCUUGAAGACACCAAUGAGGAUUAUGUCGUUGUUACGCCAAGCAAGACGAGGGGAAGGAAGAAAAAGAGUCUCAAACGAACCAAGAGUUAUGAAGCACCAACCAUCUCAUCGACAAUGAAGGCAUCGGUGAUGAAUACUUCAGGGAUCGAAGAUAGACCACCAUUUAUCAUCAAAAGGAAAGACACUCAUAACCGAGCUACCUCACCAUACAGAGCAAGGUCCCCAUCACCACGGCGACCUGCAUCAGCCCCGCCCAAUCGACCGAGAACACCCAUCUCAUUCAGAACAGGUCCCCCUGAAAUCACUGGAAACUCAUCUGAGUACAUCUCUGAAGCUGACUGUCGUAUCUGUAGGAUAUAUCAGCGUUACUUUGGAAGACGUUACUGGGGCCAUAAAAAAUACUUCCAUCCUAACAAUGGCAUCAAAUUCACAUCAUCAGAGCAAAUGCGGAAUACAUUAAGAGAUGAAGAGUUAGAGAGAAUCCUGAGUACCAGAGUAACAGAUGUCGAUAUGGAGAGUUCAGAAGAUCUGAUAGAUUCUAUGAAUGGCCUAUCAGUGUCCCUACCACCGGUUCCAGGACCCGCUGUAGACUACGCUCGUCUUCCCUACUCUCCACGGCUCUCCCGUUCACCCCGCCUUUCAAGGUCCAGAUCUAGAUCGCCACGCCUGUCACGGUCCAGGUCCAGGUCUCUGAGUCCAUCAAGGAGAUAUGCCCGUUCUCGUUCACGGUCCAUGAGUCCUAUCUUAGCAAGACCAUCCCUUCGGCAACGGUUAAGUCCUAGACCAGGAUCUCCUUCUCAUGCAGAUCUCAUACACCAUAGAGUACAGAGAGCCCUGGAUAGUAAUUAUUUGGAUGAUUCUGAUAGUUCAGUGACCUCAGAAGAAGCACUUGGUGCCCUAAGGUCAUCUCUUAACGGCAGCUCUUUAAGCAGCUUUAGGUAUUCAUCCCUGUAUUGAUCACUGUUGGUUCACAUUUUUUGUGAGUAUAUCAACAGACUUAGGAGAUGGUCAUCACCUGUCUACCAUGAGUUCUAAGAUGUGUGGCAAGACCCACCGUCAACUCUUUGAGGAAUCACUAGCAAGGAUCUAUCGCAGGCUACACAAGAAGAUUAAGAACAGUACCUACUAGUAUUACCAGUCAAGCACCAAGAAAUGAUGUACAUCUGGACCCUGGCUUACAUAAAGUUGUGACUGAUCCAAUCAACCACAACUAUGGAUAGCCAGCAAUGCCAGUAUCUGAAAUGCAUGUUUGUCCAAAAUAUUUUAUACAUAUGAUGUGUAUUCAUGCAUUCUUUGUUUUCUGGAAAAUUCAGUGUGCUCCUCUUUGUUUACUCAGGACAUUGUGGAAAUUUCCGUGAGGAAAAAUUAUGACAAUGGUGGAUUUCCAUACAGUUGAGGUUGGUCUGAUCAAUUGCAACCCUUUUUAAGACAGAGCCCUGGGGCCCGUCUUACAAAGAGUCACGAUUGCUCCAAUCAAUCGUAACUCUAGGGAAAUCCAUCAGUGUCGUAAUUUUUUUCUACAGGAAAUUUGCAAAAUGUCCUUUGUAAACAAAGCGAACACACCAAAUUGUCAAGAAAUCGAUGAAUUUACGAAUAUACAUCAUAUCUAGAAAAAUUUUGAUCAAGCAUGCAUUUUAUAUGUUGACUUUGCUGGCUUUCCAUAGUUGCGAUUGAUCGUAACUCUAUGUAAGACAGUCCCCUAGACGUUUAUACUGUGAUAUCUUCAUGUCAGUCAUGGCAACAUUGAGAUAUCCAUGUCAAGGAUGCAGGUUUUCUUCAACUUUGUAAAAUUAGAAAAGGCAUCACUGGCCUUUCCUUGGUGACAACAUCAUAUCGAUUGUUAGAAAUGAAAAAAUAAUUUGUUGAUAUAAAAAAGCAAUAUGACGAAUCUAGGCCCUGUAGCAUAAAGCUUAAUGAGUGAUUGCAAGACUGAUUUUUAUGAUUGAUCAUAAAGAAUAUUUAAUGUUAUUGAUCAUAGAAAUAAGCCCUACACUUGUUACGAAGCCUUAUGUUAAAGGGCUCCUUAAUAAAUUGCCUGUGCCAAAUGAAAUAUUGCUGUCACUGGAGGUGAUAACUGAUCAGUCAUAAUGGGUGUUGCAAGAAAAUAUUUGCAAUCAAUCGCAAAUAUUCUGUUGCAAUUUUUCAAUGAAUAAGGAAAUUUUAGCUGUAACAAAUCAGAUUACACUAUUUGUUGCAAGGAACAGUUCAGCAAUCAAUCACAAAUUUAUAAUUAAUUACAAGAGAUAUGAUUGAUUUAAGGAGUGAAAAUAGACUUGCAAUUGAUCACAAGUUUCUUGCAACGCCCCAUUAGUAGCACAAUUGCUUUUGUGAAAAGUCACUUAAUUUGAAUGAUUUUUUUCUUCUUUUAAUUGAUGUCCUCUCUGAAUCCAAGCUCUCUGUAUUGAGUUGUUCAGAUCUGAUGCAACAAAACUUAACGUUUUCAUAUUGUGAAUUCUGGCCUCAGAAAGUGCUCCAAGAUUGCAUGGCAAGCAAAUGACGACAUUAUUUUUCUUUGGUGCCAUGGCUCAUGUUAUUUGACUUAAUGAUUUUAUUAUUACAUCAUGAGACUUUAGCCAGAUUCUGGAAAGAUAAUAUUUCAACCCUAAAAGGACUGGGGGGAUGAUGGCCUCUCCUCGACGCUUCGCGUGAUAUUUCAGAAAUGAAAAAAGAUAGCGCCGCAAAAUUUUGUAUGACUUUUUUCUUUGAAGUCUUGCGCAACUUUUGAGACCAAAUUCGGGACAUACGGGUAAAGCAUUGCGACGUCACAUUACUUUUUAUGAGACAAUGUCAUGCCGAAAAUGGCUCAUUUUAAUUGUGUACAAAGUCUAUGGGAGAUGAAAUUCAUAAAAGGGUGAUUAUUUUUUGUUCUAAUCGGUCUGCUUAAUUAAUUUAGGAUUUAAUUUAGUUGUUAAAUGGUCUAAUAAUUUCCAUUGAAAAAAACAAUGAAAAGCAAAAUAUGAAAAAACAAAGAAAUACAUGAGGAAAAAAUUGGCUUUCGCAACUUUUCUUUGUGGAAACCUUUGAAUUAGAUUACAAAGAUGAGAUCUGCAAAAAAAGAAUAAAAUUUGAAGUGAAAUUGGGUGUUAAAUAUGGAAAUAAUGUUUUUCUUGAUUAAAUUUGCAAAUUUUAUUUAUAAUAAACAAAAAUUAUUUUCAGAAUUUUAAAAAAUACUAUCUUGUAGUUUAUGUGGUAAGGUAUGUGCAUGACAUCGCGAUUGCGUGAACGGUGGCCGAGAUCAGAGGGGGGGGGGGGGCUAUCAUGGCCCCCCCCCCCCCCCCGUCCUCAAUACAUCUCAAAUAGCCCAGUCCUUUUUGGAUUAAGUGAUUUCCACAGUAACCAUUAUUCUGCAUUUACCCCCAUUAUUCCUCAUGCUGCUCUUAAAUUGCAAUCAAUAUUCUUUCUUUUAAAACUGAAAUUGAAACAGUAAUUGCUGUUACAUAAUCAUAUUGCAGGGCAAUUGAUAUUUGAAUGAAAUAAUUUGGAAUUGUAAAUGUAUAUAUGGUACUGUUUUUUUUUUUUUAUAUACAUUGUAGAAAGUUCAUUUUUAAAGAUAUUCAUAUUUAGCCAGGCUGGUCCAUUUGGGAAGUAAACUAGAUAUAUACAUGUAUACCUUUUAGAUGAAAGCAACAUAAAGGAAAAAGAUAAUAAUGGUCGCAUAUAUAAUUUUACCAAUUACUGAUUAAAAUAAGGAGGCAACUUGGAAGGUAAUACUUCCCAAGUAAUUUUUUAAGGAAAGGGCUGAUUAUCGCAGCUGAAUAGACAUCUUUGGCCCAUACAGGACAAUUCAAACACAACUCUUAAAAAAAUUAAAUAUCAGUCACAGAUGCUUGGUUUUAAAUGUUUUUAAAUGAAGUUGAUUUUUUUAUUUUUGGAAUUGCAUUUAAUUCAGACUAGGGUCCAGAUGGGCAUUUGGCUUCUUUGCCAUAUUGUGUACAGUACCGUACUCAUUUUUAUGAAAAAAAGAAAUUUUUCAGUAAAUGUGCAACUAUAAAUAUGAGAUGAAAUGAUUGAAAAGAGAAAAAGAUCUCCCAAUAUAUGUAGAAUGACACCUGGGCCGUGUUACAUAAAAGUUAGUAUUAUAGUAACUUUGCCAUUUAAUGGUAACAAUGCUAAUCAACCAAUCAGAAUCAAGGAUAUCAGGGAAGCUACCAUUGGAUGGCAAAGUUCCUAUAAGCGUAACUUUUAUACAAUGGGGCCUAGGUGAAUAACAAAAAACUUAAGGAAACGUACUGACCAUCAAAUUCAGAAGAAAUUUAUAUUAUGAAUACAUAUAGAGUGACUGUGUUCAUAUAGAAUUAAAAAAAUUGAGUACAUCUGGGUCCCCUCAACACAAAGGAUAGCAAUUGGUCGUACGCUUGAUUUUCACGUUUGAUUGUACAUUGUGGUCAAUGCAAUCAAUCCUAAAGGUAUUCUUCUAUGAUGAUUGCUAAGCUUUGUGUUACGGGGCUCCUGAAUAAAAAAUAAAUACAAUUCUCAAUCGUACAUGGACCAAAUCAAAAUGGCAAUACGCUCAAGCCAUAGAGUAUAUUCAUUAAUUUCAAUUAAAUUGAUAUUUACGUGGCAUUUCUUAUAUUUUCUUUUAGAUCAUUGUUGUAGGACUCUAGUUUCUGUUAAUGAUAUUGAAACAGUAAGAAAGCAGCUGUAUAUAACUGUAUAACUGAAUAUUGACAGUUAAUAUUGUGUGCUUUAUUAUGAAAAUUUUAUUUUCUUUUACAUUUUGAUACUUUUUUUCACUGUACAACACACAUCACACAUAUACAAAACACACGUGAAACUGUUGAGGAUUAAAAGAAAAAAUUAGAGCAAUGUGUGUAGAAUUCUUGUUUAUGGGAUAUGGUGUGAUGCAUUACAUAAUAUCAAGUAUAGAUUCAGAGAAUGUAGGCUUGCAGGGAAUACACUUUUGAGAAUCCUCUGUAAAAUGUUUUAUUUUCUGUGUGUCUUUCUUAGAUGGUCUGUUUAUAUAAUAUAUUCUGUGACAUUACAGCCAGAAUUUGUGUGAUAAAGUUAACUUUGUAGAUUUAUCAAACUAGAACUUAGGUAAGGAAAGGAGUGUGUACAAUUUGAAAGUAAAACAAUAUCUAGUAAAUGUUGCCUCUCUGUUAUUGAAUCAGAGUUUAUUAUAAAUCUGUAUUUAGAAAUAUUGUUUCUGGAUAAGCUUCAUUAAUUAAACUGAAAAUAAUGAUGUGAUAUUUUCAGUGAUGAUGCAGCCUAUGGUAGAAACAUGAGACAAAAUUAACAAAUUAAAUAUGCUUUCGCACAUAAGCUGGUGGAGUGCCUGAACUAGUAGCUAACCAUAGCUGUAGUCUUUGACUAGAUGUCUCCUUCCAACAAAAGUUAUGAAAUUUGUAUUAAUUAACUUGAUUUCUACAAAUAAGAAUGCAUGAUUGACUAAGAAUAGAUGUGAUUUGAUAUGAAAUGAGUAUGAAAUUAUUUACUAAAACAGAAUCCUUUUCUGGGGCGUUUUUGAACGUGAGGUUUAUCACAACAAGUUCCAAGAUGCUUGAAAAGGGAAACGUAGGCUGUUUCAUACUGAUUUUAUGGGAAUGAAAAAUGGCAAACGAUGUAGUACAGUUAGGUCCAUGCUUAUAUAUCUGAUUUUAAGGUAAGAUAAAGAUAUCCCCUUUGUAAGACUGCUUUAUAUUCUUUUGCCUUAUUCAGACAAGAUGUUUCAAAACUCACUACAGCAAAGCUGAGCUGCAAGUUGUGUCAAGUCAAAGAUAUAUGAUGCCUAAAGUCCGUGAGGUGGGAUACCUUUGUCUGAAAAAAAAUCUUUGCUAAAAUGCAAUG
Lytechinus pictus (painted urchin) is the source of this 6705-nucleotide messenger RNA. RefSeq names its product spermatogenesis-associated protein 6-like. Gene Ontology annotation, biological process: spermatogenesis. The transcript is spliced from 11 exons. Gene Ontology annotation, molecular function: myosin light chain binding. The record is from RefSeq and is a predicted model, not a curated record. Lineage: Eukaryota; Metazoa; Echinodermata; Echinoidea; Temnopleuroida; Toxopneustidae. Bases 415 to 1875 code for a protein of 486 amino acids.